This is a messenger RNA of Anopheles nili, 475 nucleotides long. RefSeq names its product ATP synthase-coupling factor 6, mitochondrial (gene ATPsynCF6). Bases 77 to 400 code for a protein of 107 amino acids. Gene Ontology annotation, biological process: proton motive force-driven ATP synthesis. The record is from RefSeq and is a predicted model, not a curated record. The transcript is spliced from 3 exons. Gene Ontology annotation, molecular function: proton transmembrane transporter activity. NCBI's taxonomy places the organism in Eukaryota, Metazoa, Arthropoda, Insecta, Diptera, Culicidae.
GACAUUUCGUGAUCGGAAAAACUUUAAUUCGGUCUCUUUGCGAAAUCGGCGUUUUCGUUCACUAAAUAAACCCAAGAUGUUGACCAAUCAGAUCCUUUCUGCUGCCCGUGUUAUGGGACUGCAAGCUCGCCGUAACUAUGGUGUGUCCGCAGUGUUGCUGUCGAAGGCGAGUGAUCCCAUCCAGCAACUGUUUGUGACAAAACUGCGAGAGUACGCUCAGAAGAGCCAGGGCGCCGGUGGCAAACUGGUGGAUUCUACUCCGGAAAUCGAAAAGGAACUGAAACAAGAGAUGGAGAAACUGGCAAAGCAGUAUGGCGGUGCCCAGGGUGAGGACAUGACCGCCUUCCCUACGUUCAAAUUCGAAGAACCUAAAAUCGAAGCGAUUAAUUCGGCUGCUUAAAUCACACCUCGUCGUCGAUAAGCAGGUCUCUAACAAUAGGAACUAAAACUACUGCUGUUCAAACAGAUGUAAAAA